Molecule: messenger RNA, 1218 nt
Organism: Gekko japonicus
Lineage: Eukaryota; Metazoa; Chordata; Lepidosauria; Squamata; Gekkonidae
Gene: TDO2
Product: tryptophan 2,3-dioxygenase
Exons: 12
Coding region: 1-1218 (405 amino acids)
Molecular function (GO): L-tryptophan 2,3-dioxygenase activity; metal ion binding; heme binding
Source: RefSeq, a predicted model, not a curated record
AUGAGUGGGUGUCCAUUUUGGGAAAACAAAUAUCAAUUUAAUUUUAACAAGCUGUCUUUAUCUGAGGAGGAAGAUAAGUCACAAGAAGGACAAAAUAAAGCUAACAAAGGGGGCCUUAUCUAUGGAGACUAUUUACAGCUAGACAAAAUAUUGAAUGCUCAGGAACUUCAGAGUGAGAAGAAGGGGAACAAAAUCCAUGAUGAGCAUCUGUUUAUUGUGACCCACCAAGCUUAUGAACUAUGGUUCAAGCAGAUCCUGUGGGAACUUGAUUCUGUCCGAGUGAUAUUUCAAAAUGGUCACGUGAGAGAUGAACGGAAUAUGUUGAAGGUUGUUGCUCGAAUGCAUAGAAUUGCAAUGAUCCUUAAACUACUUGUGGAACAGUUUUCUGUUAUAGAAACUAUGACAGCCCUGGACUUCUUUGAUUUCAGAGAUUAUUUGAGUCCAGCAUCAGGUUUUCAGAGCUUACAGUUUCGCUUACUGGAGAACAAGAUUGGUGUCCCGCAGAGCCUGAGAGUCCCAUACAACAGAAGACAUUAUCGGGAUAACUUCAAAGGAAAAGAAAACGAGUUGCUGUUGAAAUCUGAGCAAGAGCUAACCCUGCUGCAGCUAGUGGAAGCAUGGCUAGAAAGAACACCAGGACUCGAGCCGGAAGGGUUUAAUUUCUGGGGGAAAUUUGAAAUGAAUGUCCUUAAAGGACUGGAAGAAGAAUUUGCAAUGGUGCAGGCCAAAGAAGACUCAGAGGAAAAAGAAGAUCAAAUGGCAGAACUUAAGAAACAAAAGGAGGUACUUAUUUCAUUGUUUGAUGAAAAACUGCAUGAACAUCUUCUUAGCAAAGGUGAAAGAAGGUUGUCUUAUAAAGCAAUGAAAGGAGCUUUAAUGAUCUACUUUUACAGAGAGGAACCUCGCUUUCAGAUUCCUUUUCAGCUCCUCACUUCUCUUAUGGAUAUAGACGUGCUGAUGACCAAAUGGAGAUAUAACCAUGUGUGCAUGGUGCACAGAAUGAUUGGCAGCAAGGCUGGUACUGGAGGAUCAUCCGGGUAUCAGUAUUUACGCUCUACUGUGAGUGACAGGUACAAAGUGUUUGUUGACUUGUUCAAUCUUUCAACAUAUUUGGUGCCAAGACACUGGAUACCAAAGCUGGACCCAACUGUCCAUAAAUUUCUUUACACAGCAGAAUAUUGUGACAGUUCCUACUUCAGCAGUGAUGACUCGGACUAA